Molecule: messenger RNA, 2449 nt
Organism: Ziziphus jujuba (common jujube)
Lineage: Eukaryota; Viridiplantae; Streptophyta; Magnoliopsida; Rosales; Rhamnaceae
Product: pentatricopeptide repeat-containing protein At1g77360, mitochondrial
Exons: 2
Coding region: 381-1823 (480 amino acids)
Molecular function (GO): protein binding
Source: RefSeq, a predicted model, not a curated record
UUCUCUCACAAAUUAGACCGAAAUGACUAAAAAACAAAAAAAAAGAAAAAAAAAAAAGAGGAAAAAAAAAAAAGAGGUGAAAUACAUGGAAGUAUAUUUGACCCUGAAAUAAAAUGGGCAGUGAAGGGGAAACGCAGAGCGAGUAUUUUUCAUUUCAUAGACAACGCCGCUGAGAAAGCGCAAAAAACACUCAACACUGCAACAUGUCCUUCUCUUCAGUGAGAUAGAUAGAGAGUGUGGAGCUAUCUAUGUUGCAAAGAAGACAAAGUUCAAAGCAGUUUGGCAUAACACCAAACGCCUUGGGCACAAGCCAAAGCUCCACAGAUUCAUGAUUCAGAAGCGUUUGGGUCUAACUCUGAUUCCCAAAUUGCUUAACAAACAUGAACCCCAAAUUCCACACCUUUACCCACAAAUUAUGGUUUUCUUCGAAAAGGUACUACACCUCCACAAAGCCAAUGCCGGCCGAAAUUUCGGAGCCCACAACUAGAAUAUACAAAAUCAUGACGCGUACCCCAAUAGCCGCACUCGACACAGCCCUCGAUCAAAGCGGCGUCAGAGUGUCGCCGGAAAUCGUCGAGCAUGUCCUCAAAAGAUUCGAGAACGCCGGCAUGCUCGCCUACCGGUUCUUCUCCUGGGCCGGCAAGCAGCGGAACUACUGCGACCACAGCAUUCGUGCCUACCACGCCAUGAUCGAGUCUCUGGCCAAGAUACGUCAGUACCAGCUGAUGUGGGAGCUUGUGAACGCUAUGAGAUCCAAAGGGUUGCUGAAUGUGGAAACUUUUUGCAUCGUCAUGAGGAAAUACGCAAGGGCUCGCAAGGUUGACGAAGCUCUUUACACCUUCAAUGUCAUGGAGAAGUACGACGUAAGGCCCAAUCUAGCUGCAUUCAAUGGGUUGCUGAGUGCCCUUUGCAAAUCCAAGAAUGUGAGGAAGGCACAGGAGGUGUUCGACAAAAUGAAAGAUGGGUUUGUUCCGGAUUCCAAGACUUAUAGUAUUCUGAUUGAUGGGUGGGGAAAAGAACCCAAUUUGCCUAAGGCCAGGGAGGUCUUUAGAGAAAUGGUUAAUGGGGGUUGUGACCCUGAUGCUGUAACUUAUGGAAUUAUGGUUGAUGUGCUUUGCAAAGCAGGGAGGGUUGAUGAAGCUAUUGAGGUUGUGAGGAAUAUGGAUGGUAGUGGCUGUAGGCCCACAACAUUUAUCUAUAGUGUUUUGGUGCAUACUUAUGGUGUGGAGAACAGGAUUCAAGAUGCUAUGGAUGCAUUCAUGGAGAUGGAAAGUAGAGGUGUUAAGGCUGAUGUUGUUGUGUAUAACUCAUUGAUUGGUGCUUUUUGUAAGGUGGACAAGUUGAAGAAUGUGUUUAGGGUCUUGAAUGAGAUGGAAUCCAAGGGUGUUUCACCCAAUACAAGGACUUAUAAUAUCAUCUUAAAUGGGUUGAUUAGUCGUGGAAUGAAGGAGAAGGCAUUUAGUGUUUUCCGUAGGAUGAUUAAGGUGUGCGAGCCAGAUGCAGACACAUAUACUAUGAUGAUUAAGAUGUUUUGCGAGAAGGAUGACUUAGAUAUGGCUCUUAAAGUGUGGAAGUACAUGAAGUUGAAGCGGUUUGUACCCAGCAUGCACACAUUCUCGGUCCUUAUUAAUGGUUUGUGUGAGAAGGGUGAUGCUAAUCAGGCUUGUGUGCUAAUGGAGGAGAUGAUAGAGAAGGGGAUUCGGCCUUCGGGUCUAACGUUUGGGAGAUUAAGACAAUUGUUGAUAAAGGAAAGAAGAGAAGAUGUGCUCAAAUUUCUUCAGCAGAAAAUGAAUCUUCUGGUCAAAGAACCUUUAUGUGACUGAGGAAACACGGCCACCAAGUUGAAAAUCUAUGAUUUUUGGUAUAUGUUGUUGUUCCAAUGGUUAAGAGUUUUGGCGUUGAAAUGGCUCUAGCAAUGCUUGGUAAAUAGAGCAAAGAUCAACCCUUUCAGGUUCAGAGAGAGAGAGAAAUGAAGAGGAAACUACCCAAAUUUGGCCUGAUUCUCAACUCUCAUAUUUGGUUAAGGCAAGUGUGGGUGAUCCCAUCAUUCACAGUGUCAUUAGGAACUGCAAGGUCAGCCCUUUUGGAGCUGCAAGCAGUUCACAACUGAAGCCAUAGCAGAUCAGAAGAUGGCAAUUAUUUGCCUUAGAACCACCAGAAUAAAUUGCAACAAUGCAACUUUUAUCCAAAGGUUCCAGACCCUUUUAGAGGGGCAUGUUAUUGAUGGCCCAAUGUCUUCCAGCUACGGUUUUUGGAUCCGUAGUUUGCUUAGACUUCAAAUGGAGGAGCUGAAAGGAGCCUUCUUUUAAGAUCUUGUUCUCAUUUCUCGUAGUUGUAACUUCACAAGAUACAAAAGCUCGAUUUUCCCACUUCCCUUAUAAAAUUUGUAGUUAUAUUUUAUAAAUUGUUUAGGAUUCCAUAUAAGGAUCAAAUGACUUCCCUUUCAUUA